AUGGAGAAGAGGCCAGGCAGGCUGCUGCUCUUGUCCGACUUAAGCGUCAGAAACACGGCAUACGAAGUGAGCUUGAGUCGGUCCUUGCUCACAUGGAAAAAACGGCUUCCCAGUCCCGUGUAUCACCCGUUCAAACCAAGUAUGUGUCGUAGCGUGACGGUGUCUGAAAUCAUCUGUGUCCGUGAGGAAGAGGAGGAGAACAGCAGCAGAGAUGAAGGCAGCUGGAGGAAGAUCAGAGAGGGGCAUGGGAGGGACUGCAGGCAGGCCUUCACCGUCUCGUAUGUGGAGCGAGGGCGAAACCACCGCUGGCGGUGCGCAGAGGUCACGUUUGUCUGUCCUGACGCUGUCUUGUGUCAGCGCUGGGUUCAGUGCAUCAGGGAGCAGCUGGCUGCCCUCGGCUGCAGACCCAAACACCUGCUCGUCUACAUUAACCCUGUUGGAGGCAAGAAACGGGGAAAACGCAUCUAUGAACAGAAGGUGGCGCCACUGUUCGCUCGGGCCGGGAUCACCACUCACGUUAUUGUGACAGAAUAUGCCAAUCAUGCGAGAGACCAUCUAAGGACCGAUGCAGAACUAAAACAGUUUGACGGGGUGGUGUGUGUGGGGGGAGACGGCAUGUUCAGUGAGAUCAUCCACGGUUUGAUCUGGAGGACGCAGAUGGACAGUGCAGUGAACCCCAACAGCCCAGAGGAGGCGCUGCAGGCCUGUCCUCUGCGCAUCGGCAUCAUACCAGCAGGAUCCACAGACUGUAUCUGUUUUGCGACCGUCGGUGCAAAUGACCCGGUGACAUCUGCGCUUCACAUCAUUGUUGGCGACUCGCAGCCCAUGGACGUAUGCUCCGUCCACCACAACAAUACGCUGCUCAGAUACUCAGUCUCUUUGCUCGGAUACGGUUUCUUUGGCGACGUAUUGAGCGACAGCGAGAGAAAGCGGUGGAUGGGGCCGGCCCGAUACGACUUCUCAGGUCUGAAGAUGUUUCUCACUCAUCACUAUUAUGAAGGAGCUGUGGCCUACCUACCGGCCAAAGGCAUCAUGGGAACUCCGCGGGACAAAACCAGAUGUCGCACUGGCUGUGUGGUCUGCGAGCACAACGGGAAGGUCUUCACAGAGAAAGGCGAAAAGUACAAGUCGGCUGAGUCUUUUGAUGCGGAGGGCGAGGAGGAGUGGCAGUCGGUGCGGGGGAAGUUUUUGGCCAUAAACGCUGCGAGUAUGAGCUGCGCUUGUCCUCGCACUCCCAAAGGCCUCUCUCCGGCCGCUCACCUCGCCGACGGCACCACGGACCUCAUCGUGGUCCGGAAGUGCUCUCGCUUCAACUUCCUCCGGCACCUCAUUCGCCACACCAGCAAGGACGACCAGUUCGACCUGGGCUUCGUGGAGGUGCACCGCGUCAACCGUUUCCGGUUCCUGCCGCGUCAGUGUCAGAGCGACUCGGACCUGAACCUCCGCGACGCUCACAAGAGGCAGAUCUUCGGGCCCCUGUGCAGAGACCACCCGGCCUGCAGCUGCGGCCCUCACUACAGCAGCUGGAACUGUGACGGAGAGGUGCUCAAGCACGCAGCCAUAGACGUCAGGGUGCACUGUCAGCUGAUCAAACUUUUCGCUCGUGGGAUCGAAGAGACGACCGUUUUUGAAGAAGUGACCAAUCCAUGUGCAAUAUGA
Messenger RNA from Knipowitschia caucasica, 1659 nucleotides. The record is from the annotation of a GenBank genome assembly. Lineage: Eukaryota; Metazoa; Chordata; Actinopteri; Gobiiformes; Gobiidae.